GCUCAGGUUAUAAAUAGGGCCUCUAUCAGGAAGACGCGCAGUGCCGCUCACACGCAACUCAGUGGGGCGCAGUGGUUCGACGAUCCACCUCCGAUCGCUAUCCACGGAUAAUCUGCAGGGACAAGCCCAAGAUGGCCCAGUGGCAGAAGCUGCUCACGUUGCAGUCACUCCAGGGCCACUUGACUCAACUGUACGAGGGAAAAUUCCCCCGACACAUUCGUCACUCCCUCUGCUUCUACAUAGAGAGCCAGGACUGGGAUGCAGCAGCUGUGGAUGUAAAUAAAGCAAGAGCUUGUUUCCAUGCACUCCUGGAGUAUUUGGAACAACAGUGGAACUACUUUGUUCAGGAGAGCAACAUUUUGUGUGGCCCUGAUUUUCCAGGGAUGAAGAACUACUUGGUGACACACUUUCACGAUGAGCCACUGAACCUGGCCAUUAUCCUCUCUGAAUGUCUGCGAGAAGAAAAGAAAAUCCUGGCUUCCACCUCUCCAGAACAGGGUUGUAGCAGUCCAGCUGUGGAGCACAAAUGGCGAGAGUUGGACAACGGAAUAAAUGAGCUGAAACAACAGACUUUGAUGCUAAAAAAGGAGAUAAAGUCACUGGAGGUCCUCUAUGAAAACUAUGACUACUUAGAGAAAACCUGGCAAAGCAAAGAGGAGCAGUAUGUCGGAUCGGCCCAGUCCCACAAUGCUGUAAAAGGGGAGUGUCUCAACCAGGCCAAUUUAAUCCUACAAAAAAAAGAGAGGGUGCUUCUGGAAAUAGUGAAAAUGUUAAAACGGGCAGAGCAGAUAGUAGCAGCUCUCACUGAUGUCGAGCUGCCGGAGUGGAAGCGCAGACAGCAGCUGUCCUGCAUUGGAAGUCCAGUCGACACCAGUCUGGACCACCUCCAGAAGUGGUUCACCACUGUGGCAGGUAUUCUAAUACAAGUUAACCAGCAGCUGCAGAAACUACAAGAACAGAACAAGAAGUACAACUACACUGAUGCCUCCAUCCCCCUGAGGGAACCUGGGAAGUUUGCACAAUCCUUGCUCCAAAACCUUCUUGUAAACGCUCUAGUGGUUGAGAAACAGCCUGUCAUGACGAAAUUGCAACAACGACCUCUAAUAGUCAAGACUGGAGUACGGUUCACAGCGACAGUUCGGUUCUUAGCAAACCUCCCAGAAUUCAAGGGCCGGCUCAAAGUCAAUGCUGUAUUUGACAAGGAUGUUGAAGAAAUCUUGACCAUGAACGGGCUCCGUCAGUUUCAUUUCCUCAGAGAUGACAGUAAGGUGUUGGAUGUGGACACACCUGGCGGAGGCUUGGUGGCAGAAUUUGCUCACAUGUCACUCAAGGAAAGCCCAUUAAAACGUGAGGGUCGAGUGGGAGUGACUGAAGAACUCCACAUCAUUAAGUUUGUGACAGAGUUGCAGUAUGCUGGACUCAGGUGUAACUUCGAGGCCAGCUCGCUGCCUGUGGUUGUCGUCUCCAGCGGUAAUCAGAUUCCCGCUGCCUGGGCCUCGGUCAUGUGGUGCAAUGUGUUGUCCGGCAGCGAACCUAUGAACCUGAUGCUGUUUGCCAACCCUCCUCCCCUCACCUGGCAGCAGCUGUCACAGGUUCUGAGCUGGCAGUUCUUGUCUGUUGGCCAACGAGAACUCGAUGAAAACCAGCUCUCCAUGCUGCGAGACAAAAUUGUGGAUGAUCCCGAAGGUCUCAUUCCUUGGAGCAGAUUCAAGAAUGAAAAUACUUGGAUUUGGAUCGAUGGAAUCCUGGAUUUGAUCAAAAAACACUUGGUGGAACUUUGGCGUGAGAGGUACAUCAUGGGGUUCGUGAGCAGGAAGACGACACAUGUGCUGCUGCAGGAAAAACAGACCGGGACCUUUCUGCUCCGCUUCAGCGAGAGCAACAAAGACGGAGCAAUCACGUUCAGCUGGGUUGAACACUGCAAUGGUGAGGCCCAUGUGCAUGCAGUAGAACCCUACACCAAGAAGGAUCUGAAAGCCAUGUCUCUGCCAGACAUUAUCUACCUCUACAGUCUGAGAGUGCAGGGGAACAUGUCCAGGAAUCCUCUGCUCUAUCUUUACCCAGACAUCCACCGAGACGCUGCCUUUGGACGCUUCUGCAGCAGUGACAAGUCGGCCCCUAAAAAGGACAUAAACGGAUACAUUGACAGAACACUCGUCCCCUUCUCAGUCUAUCCUACACCACCUUCAUCUCCGCCUCGGCACAUGGAAAUCGACCCAGACACCAGUGCAGAGGAACAACAGCGGAUCCAUGAACUCUUUGAAUAUCUCCAAGAUUUACCUGUUACCCAUUCCGUGACGACUCAUCAAGCUGUUGCGUUAACUGAGAUCAACUUAUCUGAUCCGUUAUUCCCCUUCUGAAAAGGGGCUGUUGUCAGAACAAAGUCAAAAUCUAACUCAUGGAAUGACCAGUGUGUGACAUGUGAGCAUUUUACUAAGUAAGUAAAAACGGAUGACUAAAUUAACUGGGUGGUUUUAAAGGUUCUGGUAAAUGUAUAUAUCGCACAAAGAUGCAAAGCAACGAGAGGAUGCUGGUUCAUGUAUUUUAUUAUGUUGCACUUGCUGCUUUUUUACGUUUAUGAAGCUGUUGAGCAAAUGAUGAUGAUGAAAAAUGAUGAUGCUGUACUGCUGACGUUUAUUACUUUCGUUUAUUAAACCCCAUUUCCCCCAAAAAUAUCCUCUUUAGUAUUGAACCAAUACUUAUAGUUAUAUUUUAUGUCUCAGCUGCUUUUAAAAAAAAAUUUUUUUUAAGAAAAUCCCUAAGGUGAUUUCCAUGCUAGAAAAGACCAACAAAGAUUUCUUUAGAAAUCAGUGACUUAAUAAAGGGGAAACAUUUAUUUAAAAAGUCUGCAUAUUACAUUACAUCUACUGAAAUAUGUGUUCAGUGUAAACCUGCUGAUUCAAAUUGUAUAAUUGACCACACAUGGUGAAUCACUGUGAGCUGAAUCAUUUCUGUUUUCUGUUCAGAUGAAACCCUGUAUUUAUCUAGACACAUUAACAGCUGAUCAAAUAAAUACGAUUUACCUGA
This is a messenger RNA of Paralichthys olivaceus (Japanese flounder), 3027 nucleotides long. Its product is annotated as signal transducer and activator of transcription 1-like. The record is from RefSeq and is a predicted model, not a curated record. Gene Ontology annotation, molecular function: DNA-binding transcription factor activity, RNA polymerase II-specific; RNA polymerase II cis-regulatory region sequence-specific DNA binding. Gene Ontology annotation, biological process: defense response; regulation of cell population proliferation; response to peptide hormone. Lineage: Eukaryota; Metazoa; Chordata; Actinopteri; Pleuronectiformes; Paralichthyidae.